GCGAGAAAAGUUAAGAUGGCUUUGGAGACUUGUGCAGAACUCAAUGUACUUCUUGCAACCUUCCCAGAUCUCCUGCUCUGGGAGAUGCUCCUCUGUGGAAGAGCCGCCAGCCUCAGGGAUAAGCCAUUCUUGGCUCAACAGACUACGAAGAUAUUGAUGGUGAGGAAGUUGGAGGAUGCGAAAGAUAUCAUUGCAGCAUCAGAUACAUUUCUCUGGCCUGAAAGAGGGGCGCUAGCUCCUCUCGUUGCAGUCGGUCCCAUCCAUCCGUCCGGUUCGGUGAUCGAAAUUGAGGACUCAUGAUUUAUUUUCAACUUUUCGAUGACACGAAUCGAGGAAAUUUAGGAAAUUUCUGUGGCUCAUGUCUAAGUGCACCAGUGUACAUUCAAGUAUAUCUUGAUUGACAUGGGACGUCACUUUCAUGACAUCGGUCGCGCUUUCCCCCUUCGAAUAGUAUUCGUGCGCCAACUUCCUCGGACUGCAUGGAUGGGAAGUUGCGAAUGGGCGAGACUCUUUUCAACUUGUUUCUCUGUGCUUGGUGGCCAUCACCAUCAACACAUCAUCAACACCUACCAGCCAUUCGGUAUACUUAUUAUCAGAAUUAACACAACUAUAAUGGGUUCCGGUGUCACAUCCCAGCAGCUCCUCGCGAUGCUUCCGUCUACUCCACAAGAAACGCCAGUUUCCAUAACUCCUUUCGGCGCCUCGGAUCGGGAAUAUUGUCUCGGGUGCCAAAUAUUCGUGGCCUGCACUGCUCAAUGUCGACAUUGCAAAGGCCCUUAUUGCAGUGACCGUUGCAAGAAGCAAGACGACCAAGUCCAUGCCUGCGAAUUCAAGUACGCUGUUGAGGUUUCCAUUCACAAUGUCCCAGGGAUCGGUCGAACAUUGUCCAUCCCGUACACGACGACGUUCGAAGAGCUGCACCAGGCCUUGCAAAUAGCGUUCUCAUGGCGUCUCACGACCGAUUACGAGUUCGCCAUUGGCAGGUUGCUAAUUACUUCUCACGACCGAAUGGCGAGAUUGGUGUUGACAGAGGAGAAAGCAUAUUUUAAAGAGUUCAAGGACGGCAGGACGAUGUAUAUUGUCGAAGGCAUGACGCACACAUUUGCAGAUAGGAAGAUUAUAGGUUAUUUGAGCGACAUCUCAUCUGCUCUCGUACACAAGGUCAAAAUUCGAGUCUGGAAUCCUCCAAAACACUACACAGCUUUCCAGAUUUCAUCAGAGAUCCAGUGCGUUCGUGGUCACGGACACUCAUUUGCGCAGGGAUUUACCUGUGAUGAAUGGGAUAAGCUGAAGACAGCCUACAACAAGGAGAUCCCCACUACAGCGGAAAAGGCUCUCAUUGAGAACUACAAGCUUUUCUGUCCGAAUGCAGAUCAAUAUGGAUUAAGUGGCAGCAGAGUCAAUGAAUUUGACAUCGGCGCAGUGAACGCUAGACUGAAAAGGUUGCCAAUUGGCCUAAAUACUUUUCCAGAUCACUUCCGGAGAAUCUGGCUAGGGCCAGAGGACGAGCAGCUGAGUCUCCUAGAACAGGCAUUCAAAGAACUCUGCCUCGAUUGUCUUGAUGAGUAAUUGAUUCUCCUUGAGCAUGCUUCAAGAAACCCCCCUCCCCCCCGAUUGUCUCGGCGCAUAUAUGGGCAACACAGACUACAGCAUACCACGAGCCGGAAAAGCCCAGUCUCCUGAAACAGCCUUUCAGCGGCUUUUAUUCGAUUGUCUUAGAUCGUAGACAAAAGACAUAAUACAGCGUACCAUUAA
Hyaloscypha bicolor E is the source of this 1755-nucleotide messenger RNA. RefSeq lists its product as uncharacterized. The record is from RefSeq and is a predicted model, not a curated record. Lineage: Eukaryota; Fungi; Ascomycota; Leotiomycetes; Helotiales; Hyaloscyphaceae. The transcript is spliced from 3 exons. The coding region runs from base 403 to 1569 and encodes 388 amino acids.